Molecule: messenger RNA, 5638 nt
Organism: Thalassophryne amazonica
Lineage: Eukaryota; Metazoa; Chordata; Actinopteri; Batrachoidiformes; Batrachoididae
Gene: map3k5
Product: mitogen-activated protein kinase kinase kinase 5
Exons: 30
Coding region: 304-4407 (1367 amino acids)
Biological process (GO): MAPK cascade; cellular response to stress; protein phosphorylation
Molecular function (GO): ATP binding; MAP kinase kinase kinase activity
Source: RefSeq, a predicted model, not a curated record
CAACUUUGUGAACUCUGAAUUUGGCGCUCGGAAGGAAUGCGCACGCGUUGGCUUUGUGUUUGUCCUCUUGCUGUUCCGUUGUGACUUCAGCUCGCGGUGUCCGGUGAAUGUGGCAGCAGUAAACAUGCGGAUUGGCGCGGAGGUCCGGUUCUGCAACUCCUGUUUACCUGCUCGAAAACGGUGCGACGUGUCGGCACACGGGCUCCGUGCGUAACGCUGGUUCUCCAUGGAGCAGAGGCGGAGAGGCCGGAUAACAACUGUCACGGGCUGCACGUUAAGACGGUGAGUGACACUUGAAACGACAUGAGCCACAUCCAGGACGGGAUCACCUUACCGGUGCCGUGCUUCAGGGUUUGCACCGGCGCCGAAAGCGCCAGAACUGGCGGCGGUGAUGAUUGUGGAGGAUUGCCCAGUGUCCCCGCUGCCGGGACUUUCUGGCAGGACUCUGUGAUCGGCGGCGGAGGUCUCGGUCCGACCGACGGUAGCCACACUCCGGACGGCGGAGGUUUGCUGUGCACCGGGAAGUCGCAGAAAGCCAGGCCGGUGACGGUGGCCUACGUGGUGAACGGAGAGGCGAGCCCGCAGAGCAACGCGGAGAGCAUGGCCCUGCAGUGUCUGAAGGACGCCUGCGAGGCGACAGGCUGCAAACUGGAGCCGGUCAACUUUGGAAAGCUGGACUUUGGUGAGACGGCGGUGCUGGACGGGUUUUAUAACGCAGAUAUCGCUGUGGUGGAGAUGUCUGACGCUUUCCGCCAGCCUUCGCUCUUCUACCACCUGGGAGUGAGAGAGAGCUUCAGCAUGGCCAACAACAUCAUCCUGUACUGCGACACCAACGCCGACUCCCUCCAGUCUCUGCAGGAAAUCAUUUGCCAGAAGAACACUACACCUGCGGCCAAUUACACCUUCAUCCCGUACAUGGUGACACCCCACAACAAGGUGUACUGCUGUGAGAGCAGCCUGAUAAAAGGGCUGACGGAGCUGAUGCAGCCCAGCUUUGAGAUGCUGCUGGGCCCUAUCUGCAUGCCGCUGCUGGACCGCUUCAUUCAGCUGCUCAAAGUGCCACAGGCCAACUCCCAUCAGUAUUUCCGUGAGACCAUUCUGAAUGAGAUUCGUAAAGCUCGGGAACUUUACACUGGGAUGGAGCUGGCUGCCGAGCUGGGCCGCAUCCAACGGCGCCUGGACAACGUGGAGUGCCUUUCAGUCGACAUAGUCCUCAAUCUGCUGCUAACGUACAGGGACAUCCAGGAUUAUGAAUCCAUCGUGAAGCUGGUGGAGACACUGGAGAAGCUUCCAACCUUUGACCCUGUGGCUCACCCACAUGUGAAGUUCCAUUAUGCCUUUGCAUUGAAUCGGAGGAACCUGCCAGGAGACCGACAGAAGGCCCUGGAUGUUAUGCUGCCCCUGGUGGAGGGUGAGGAGCAAGUCGCUUCGGAUAUGUACUGCCUCAUAGGACGGAUCUAUAAGGACAUGUUCCUGGAGUCUCAUUUCACUGACACACAGAGCAGAGACAACAGCACAUACUGGUUUAAAAGGGGCUUUGAAUCUGAACCGACACUACAUUCUGGCAUCAACUACGCUGUUCUGCUCUUAGCAGCUGGAUAUCAGUUUGAGACGUCUUUUGAGCUUCGCAAAGUUGGAGUGAAGCUGAGCAGCCUGCUGGGUAAAAAGGGCAGCCUGGACAAGCUGCAGAGCUACUGGGAUGUGGGCUUCUUCCUGGGUGCCAGCAUCCUAGCCUGCGACAACACGAGGGUUAUCCAGGCCUCCGAGAAACUCUUCAAACUCAAAGCACCCAUCUGGUACCUGCGCUCACUGGUGGAGACCAUCCUGAUCUACCAGCACUUUAACAAGCCUGGCACAGAGCAGCCGGCCCCCAAGCAGGAGCUGGUGGACUUCUGGAUGGACUUCUUGGUGGAGGCCACCAAAAAGGACGUGUCUUCUCUCCGCUUUCCUGUGUUGAUUCUGGAACCCACUAAAGUGUACCAGCCUUCAUACUUGUCCAUCAACAAAGAUGUGGAUGACAACACGGUGUCUAUCUGGCAUGUGGAUCCUGAUGACAAGCAAAAGGGGAUUCAUGAGUGGAACUUCAGUGCCACGUCUGUGCGUGGCGUCAGCAUCUCCAAGUUCGAUGAGCGCAGCGCAUUCCUCUACGUCCUGCACAAUGCAGAGGACUUCCAGAUCUAUUUCUGCACAGAGAUACACUGCAAAAGAUUCUGUGAUCUGGUCAACAGCAUAACACAGGAGGCCUGGAAAAGUCCAGAGGAUGGAGACUGUGACACCGACACGUUAGAGUACGACUAUGAGUACGAUGAGCACGGGGAGAGGGUGAUUCUGGGAAAAGGCACAUUCGGAGUGGUUUACGCUGGCCGAGACCUCAGCAACCAGGUGCGGAUUGCCAUCAAAGAGAUUCCAGAGAGAGACAGCAGGUACUCUCAACCCCUCCACGAGGAGAUUGCCCUCCACAAACACCUCAAGCACAAAAACAUCGUCCAGUAUCUCGGCUCCAUCAGCGAAAAUGGUUUCAUCAAGAUUUUCAUGGAACAGGUGCCUGGAGGGAGUCUGUCCGCUCUGCUGAGGUCUAAGUGGGGUCCUCUGAAAAACAAUGAGCCCACCAUCGGCUUCUACACACGGCAGAUCCUGGAGGGACUAAAAUACCUGCAUGACAACCAGAUCGCUCACAGAGACAUCAAGGGUGAUAACGUUCUCAUCAACACCUACAGCGGUGUCUUAAAGAUAUCUGAUUUUGGGACAUCCAAGAGAUUGGCUGGGAUCAACCCGUGCACUGAGACUUUUACAGGCACACUACAGUAUAUGGCUCCCGAAAUUAUAGACAAGGGACCCAGGGGCUACGGGAAGCCAGCGGAUAUCUGGUCUCUGGGCUGCACCAUCAUUGAGAUGGCAACUGGGAAACCACCUUUCUAUGAACUGGGGGAACCACAAGCUGCCAUGUUCAAGGUGGGCAUGUUUAAAAUCCACCCAGAGAUUCCAGAUUCCAUGUCCCUGGAAGCCAAGGCCUUCAUCCUGCGCUGCUUCGAGCCCGACCCGGAUCGUCGUGCAACAGCUUUCGACCUCCUCACUGAUGAAUUCCUCACAGUCACCAGUCGCAAGAGGAAAAGCAAGAGUAGCGUCACAGCUCUGUCACCAGGUUCAGAGUAUCUACGCAGCAUCUCCCUGCCAGUGCCAGUGGUGGUGGAGGACACCAGCAGUAGCAGCGAGUACGGCUCGGUCUCCCCCGACAACGACCUCGGCACCAACCCUUUUAUCUUCAAGCCUAGCGUCAAGUGUUACAGCGAGAAGGACGUCAAAGGACCGAGGUCCCUCUUCCUCAGCAUUCCAGUGGAGAACUUUGAGGACCACAGUGCGCCUCCAUCUCCAGACGAGAAGGAUUCAGGUUUCUUUAUGCUUCGGAAGGACAGCGAGCGCCGGGCGACCCUGCACCAAAUCCUGACUGAUGACCGGGACAUGGUGGUGUCCAAUCUGAUGGAGGCACUCACACAGGGCACUGAGGUCCUGAAACUGAAGCCUCAGCACAUCUCCACACUUGUGGCAAGUCUGGCCGACUUUGUCCGGAUGGCAGACCGCAAGAUCAUCGCCAACACGUUGUCUCAGCUGAAGCUGGAGCUGGAUUUUGACAGCACGGCCAUCAGCCAGCUGCAGGUCGUCCUGUUCGGCUUCCAGGAUGCUGUAAACAAAGUCCUGAGAAACCACAACAUCAAACCUCAUUGGAUGUUCGCCCUGGACAACAUCAUACGCAAAGCUGUGCAGACCGCCAUCACCAUCCUGGUGCCGGAGCUGAGGCCUCACUUCAGCUUGACCUCAGAGAGCGACCACGCUGACCAAGAGGACGUAGAUGACGACGCGGAGCCAGAGAGACGCUCCGCCCUCCGUAGCCGGGCUCCACCCAUCGCCACUCACGACGACACUGUGGCCACUUCUGGCGUGAGCACACUGAGUUCCACUGUGUCGCACGACUGCCACAAUGCACAGCACUCUGUGAGCAUGGAGCUGGGCAGGAUGAAGCUGGAGACCAACAGGCUCCUGGAGGAGCUGCUGGAGAAGGAGAGAGAAUACCAGGCCAUCCUUCAACAGGUUCUAGAGGAGAGGGAGCAGGAGAUCAGACUACUGAAGCUGCAGACUGAGCCUGCAGGCGUUCCCACAUCCUCAGUUGGCCUUGAGAGACGAUGCAGUCCGUCUUCAAACAGAUAUGAGGACCCGGAGCUGACCCGCUGGCUGCAGCUGUAUGGUGUAGAUCAGGACACCAUAGACAGGAUACAAAGUGAAGAGUAUACGCUGAACAACAUGCUACAUGAUGUUACAAGAGAAGAUCUGAAGAGUUUAAGAUUAAGGGGUGGGAUCUUCUGCAGAAUGUGGAAGGCCAUCACAGACUACAGGCAGAAGAAGCCGACAUGAUGCCUUAUGUGGUGACAACCAACCAGAGAACCCAGGACUUCUGUCCCAACAACUUGGUGUUCUUCAUUUUACCUCAGUAUUUACAGGAAUGAGACUUUGUGUCUACCAAAUGGGCAGACAUUCAAGAAAAUCUUUACCCAAUUUGGUCCCCACAGGUAGCUCAGUAGGACAGGAGUUGGACUACCAAUAUGUAGACCUGGGUCACGCUACCUGUCUGUGUUCUUGGAUUAGACAUUUCAUCUGUUUUGUCUCAGUCCACCCAGCUGUAUAUAGGUACUGGCCUUGGCUGGGGAAGUAACCUGUGAUGGACUGGCGUCUCAACCAGGGGGUGUUGUAGAGUCUUAUCCCCUUCAUGCUCCAGAAUCUGGGGAUAAGCACCGGCACCAUCGGGGCCUCAGAGCCUCCAGAGGGCUGACGUCUAUUUCCAUCCUCAGUGGACUAUUUUAAUAAUCUCACAUAGGAAAUAAAGGGAUUUUUUUUUAAGUGAAGUAAUUUUGAAAGCAAGAAUUAACCAGAAACAUCACCAGUUUUUCUACGCCGACUGGACAAGAUGGAAUUUUUUGUUACAGCUGCGUAAAAGGAACAAUUAUUUUAAAAUGUUGGAAACUGUCAAGAGAUUUUCUCCUGUCUUUCAAGAUAAGUUUACGAAACUGGAGACUGACACAAAGCCUGAGACACAAAAUACUACAUUCGAAACCAGUUUUGUUCUUAUAUUUGUACCAAUGCUUUUAUUGUUGGCAUCUUGUCACUACUUUAAAUGUAUUUUUAAUUUAAUUGCUAUGACCUGAAGGAUGUCCAUGCAUGCCCUGUUUUUAUCUGUACUGAGAUGUAUUUAAAAGAAAAUAUUUCCUUUUUUAUAUCUGUUUUUUCCUUUUUCAGCCAUAAAUAUUGUUAUCCAAUUAUAUGUGAAUAACAUUGUAUACAGUGCAUCCGGAAAAUAUUCACAGUGCUUCACUUUUUCUACAUUUUGUUGCAUAUAUUACAACCUUAGUCCAAAAUGCUGAAAUUUUUAUUUUUUCCCUCAAAAUUUUACUCAUGACAACAUGAAAAAGGUUUUUUGACAUUUUUGCAAAUUUAUUAAAAAUAAAAACUUAACCCUUUGCUCGAAACUUUAUUCAUGCACCUUUGGCAGCAAUUACAGCCUCAAGUCUUCUUGAAUAUGAUGCACCUAUCUUUGGGCAGUUUGGCCCAUUCCUCUUUGCAGCACCUCUCAAGCGCUAUCAGGUUGGAU